Oreochromis aureus is the source of this 1770-nucleotide messenger RNA. Its product is annotated as zona pellucida-like domain-containing protein 1. The coding region runs from base 270 to 1550 and encodes 426 amino acids. NCBI's taxonomy places the organism in Eukaryota, Metazoa, Chordata, Actinopteri, Cichliformes, Cichlidae. The transcript has 10 exons. Gene Ontology annotation, cellular component: cell surface. The record is from RefSeq and is a predicted model, not a curated record.
AACGAGUUUCCAUAAUUUUUUUGAGUUCUGGGAACUAAUUAGAUUUUACAGUGUAGGUCAGUGAAAUUAAAAAAAAACAAAAAAAAACAAGCAUCAGAAAGCUAACCCUAGCCCAGAAAACUGCUCAAGACCACUUUAAAAGAAAUUACAAAAGCGUCUGGCUUCUCUAAAGAAAUGAAGUGUGGCUCCGGACCUUUCCACAUGAUUGUAGACCUUAUUAUAAACAUUGGAAUCAUACUUGCAUGUAAGAAAAUAGGGGCAUAAAUUAAAUGUUUGUUGCUUUGAUGUGCAAUCUAGCAGAAAAACAGCAACUUAUUUACACAUUUUUCACAUAUAAUAAUAAUAAUAAUAACUGUUGCUACUGUUGUUUUACUCCUUUUACAGGAACUGCCAUUAUGGCUCUUUACCUUUGUCUCCCCCUGCUGGUGAUGCUUUUGCAGCCGGUUCAGUGCCUCUAUAACUGCUCCUCUGAAUAUCAAAGGACCCCAGGCAACUCAGAUCUAAUGGUUCAAUGUGGCACCAGCAUGAUUACCCUGGACAUCAACCUAUGCACAGUUCUGUGGGCAGGCUUCAAUGCCACAGAGCUAGCACUGAAUAGCCAGUAUAGUAAUACAGCGUGCCAGGGCUCUGUGGACACCAGUGUGAACCCUCCGGUCGUCCAUUUCCAGCUUCCUGUCAACCAGAGUCAGGAUAACUCCUGUCGCCAGUCUCUGCAGAUUGUAGAUGAAAAGCCAGACCCUACAGGUCCCUUCAGCAGCUUCUUGAGUAUCCAGGCAGUUGUUGUUACAGGAUACAUUGACACACCUAGAUCUAACCAGGGGCUGAUCAGCUACUCCACAGAUCUCUAUUACCACUUCUCCUGCCGAUAUCCACUGGAAUACCUUUUGAACAAUACACAGAUUGCAGCCUCCUCAGUCUCUGUGGCAACCAGCAACAAUAAUGGGACCUUCAUCAAUUCACUCAAAAUGAGCGUUUUUAACGACUCUAACUAUAACUCUCUGUUAGUGGUGCCUCCAACAGGACUUGAGCUGCGAACCAAGAUAUAUGUGGAGGUCAAGGCUGAUAAUCUGACACAAAAUUUCAAUUUGCUCUUGGAUCGUUGUUUUGCUACACCCACCCCUUACAACAUGUCGCAGAGCGUGCAGUAUGACUUCUUCACUGGCUGCAAUAUAGCUAACAGGACGACUGUGAUGAGCAAUGGCGUCUCCAAGGUUGCCCGGUUUAACUUUGAGGCCUUCCGCUUUGUUCAGGACCGUAACCAGGCAAAGUCCAGCAUCUAUGUGCACUGCAUGCUGAGACUCUGUGAGCCGAGCACAUGUCAACAAAUUCAGAAUUGUGCUAAUAACAGAAGAAAAAGGUCUUUGGUUCCUUUUGGUAAAGAAAGCAGUGAAUCAACUACCAUUUCAGUCGGACCUCUUUACACGGCUAAAGAAGACUCUUCCAAUGCAGAAGACAGUAAUACCGUGACCUCAGGCAGCGAUGGCCAUAACAUGACAGGCCUGAUUGUGCGCCUGCUGUCCUGCUGGGUCUUGGUGGCUGGUUUGUUCUGAAGCUGUUUGAUUGCACUGGACUGACAGAUCAACCAGCCAAUUCUCUUUGCAUUGUCAAUGCUGAAGCUGCAUAGUUCUGUAGAGUGUGAGGUAAAAUCUGAUAAUGUUGUAGUUUUCAUCCUAUCAAAUAUAAUUUUGUAUCCAUACUUAGAUGUCAGUUGUGAAGGGAAAGUCAAACUUGAACUGUAAAACUUGAACUACUUAUGGCAGUAGAAAUAAA